Carassius carassius (crucian carp) is the source of this 1226-nucleotide messenger RNA. RefSeq names its product transmembrane protein 179-like. The record is from RefSeq and is a predicted model, not a curated record. The transcript is spliced from 4 exons. The coding region runs from base 80 to 781 and encodes 233 amino acids. NCBI's taxonomy places the organism in Eukaryota, Metazoa, Chordata, Actinopteri, Cypriniformes, Cyprinidae.
GCUCUGCUGCAAAGUGCGAGUGCGCAGCUGCAGCGCGCGCGAGAGCUCGAACCGCUCUGACAGCACAGCUCUGACCAAAAUGCCAAUGGAUAAUUUAAUAUUCGCGCAAUGCAUCCUUUAUUUUUUAGCCUUCGUCUUUAGCUUUAUAGCUAUAGUACCUUUGUCGGAGAACACGGAGGAUUUUCGCGGUAAAUGUCUUCUUUUUACGCGGGGGAUGUGGCAGAAUGAGAACAUCACGGUGUCUAAGCAGCGCUUCAUCAUUGAGGAAUGGGGACCACAGUCUUCCUGCAGCUUCAGCACCGCCGUCGGCAUCGCGUCGCUCUUCCUGUCCGCCGUACAAGCCUGGAGACUGCUGUGCUUCAUCUGCAAAGGCCACGAUGACUCGAUCUUCAAUGCUUUCCUGAACCUGCUCAUCAGCACGUUCGUAGUGUUUGCUGUGUUCCUGUCCAGUACAAUAGUCAGUGUGGGAUUCAAUCUAUGGUGCGAUGCCAUCACAGAGGGAGGCAGUAUGCCCAGCAGCUGUGAGGAUCUACAGGACACUGAUCUUGAACUAGGGUUGGACAACUCUGCUUUCUAUGACCAGUUUGCCAUAGCACAGUUUGGGUUGUGGGCGGCCUGGCUGACUUGGCUUGGCAUCACUGUCAUGGCCUUUCUGAAGGUCUAUCAUAACUACCGUCAAGAGGAUCUUGUCGACAGCUUGAUCCACGAGAGAGAGUUCUUACUCAGACGCUCGUCACGCUGGCGCUCUGAUGUGGUAGAUGAGAAAUGUGCCAUGAUAUGAUCAGCUUUGAAAUGUACUGUCAAGUAAAAUGUUUUUAAAAGCUUCUAAAUUUGGCUCAUUAGUUGGUUUUUCUCAACUUUUGAUUGACCUCAGUUGAGCUUAACUGAGCCAAAUGCUUCUGAAUGAUAUUUUAUUUGACAAUUGACAAUGACAUUAAUGUGCACUCACUUGUUCAGACAAAGGUCACACAUCAUUUAUCACGACAUUCUUUGAUGUUAAGCUUGAAACACAAGACCCUGGACAAAAUAAACAUUGAACAUCAAAAGCUUAAAGGGAUAGUUCAAGAAAAGUUAAAUUCUUUUAUUAAUUACUUCAUGUUAUCCCAAACUUGUAAGACUUUCAAUCACAUUCAAACCACAAAAUUAAGAUAUUUUCAAUUAAACCAGAGAGAUUUCCAUUGAAACCUGUUUCCACCACAGAAUAAAAAAAUAAAUAAAUAAUUUAA